CUGCAGGAGGUUCUAGAUGAACAUAAGAUCAGUCUGAGGAAGACAUUUGAACAUGUGACUGAAGGAACUGAAGGAACAGGAAGUAGAACCCCCCUGAACAAGAUCUUCACUGAGCUCUACAUCACAGAGGGACAGAGUGAAGAAGUCAAUACUCAACAUGAGGUGAUGCAGCUGGAGAUAACCUACAAGAAGUCGAUCAUCCAGGACACUCCCAUCAAGUGCUGCGACAUCUUUAAAUCCUUACCUGGCCAGCAGCAGCACAUCAGAGUCGUCCUGACCAACGGCGUCGCUGGUGUUGGAAAAACCUUCUCAGUGCAGAAGUUCACUCUGGACUGGGCCGAGGGUUUGAAAAACCAGGAUGUGAAUCUGCUGAUUGUGCUCUCGUUCAGGGAGAUGAACCUGAUCGGAGAUCAGCAGCACAGUCUUCUCACGCUGCUCCAUGUUUUCCAUCCAACAUUAGAGAAGGUCAGAGCAGAGGAGCUCGCUGUCUGUAAACCUUUGUUCAUCCUUGACGGCCUGGAUGAAAGCAGACUCUCACUGGACUUCAACAGCAGGACACCGGUUUCUGACGUCACACACAGGUCAUCAGUCAACGUGCUGCUGACGAACCUCAUCCAGGGGAAUCUGCUUCCCUUGGCUCUCGUCUGGAUAACUUCUCGACCUGCAGCAGCCAAUCAGAUCCCUCCUACAUGUAUUGACAGGGUAACAGAAGUACGAGGCUUCACUGACGACCAGAAGGACGAGUACUUCAGGAAGAGAUCCACAACUGAAGAUCUGUCCAGCAGAAUCAUCUCACACAUCAAGAUGUCCAGGAGUCUCCACAUCAUGUGUCAAAUCCCAGUCUUCUGCUGGAUCGCUGCUACAGUUCUGGAGCACAUGUUGACUACAGACCAGAGAGGAGAGCUGCCCAAGACCCUGACAGACCUGUACUCACACUUCCUGCAGGUUCAGACAAAGAGGAAGAAGAACAAGUACGAUAAAGGACGUGAGACGAGUCCACAGGAGCUGAUGGAGGCUGACAGAGAUGUUCUUCUGAAACUGGGGAGGCUGGCCUUUGAACAUCUGAAGAAAGGAGACAUUAUGUUCUACCAAGAAGACCUGGAGCAGUGUGGUCUUAGUGUGACAGAGGUCUCUGUGUACUCAGGAGUUUGUACAGAGAUCUUCAGAAGAGACAGCGUGAUCUUCCAGAAAUCAGUCUACUACUUUGUUCAUCUGAGCGUUCAGGAGUUUCUGGCUGCAGUCUACAUGUUCCACUGUUUCACCAACAGGAAGACAGAGAUACUGCAGGCCUUCCUGGUAGAAGAAGACUCAACUCAGACCCCAAAAACAUUUUUUAAAAAAGUCUCCUCAUAUUUGAGAAGCUUUGUUGAAAGAUCUCUGGAUGUGUUCCUAAAAGGAGCCAUGAAGAAAUCACUUCAAAGUCAAAAUGGUCACCUGGACCUGUUUGUUCGCUUCUUUCAUGGACUCUGUCUGGAGUCCAACCAGAGACUCUUAGGAGGUCUGCUGGGUCAGACUCAGAACAGUCCAGAAAUCAUCCAGAGAGUCUCCAAGAACCUGAAGGAGAUGAACACAGACAACAUCUCACCUGACAGAAGCAUCAACAUCUUCCACUGUCUGACCGAGAUGAACGACCAAUCAGUGCAUCGGGAGAUCCAAGAGUUCAUGAAGUCAGAGGACAAAGGACAGGAACUCUCUGAGAUCCACUGCUCAGCUCUGGCCUACAUGCUGCAGAUGUCUGAGGAGGUUCUGGAUGAGUUGGACCUGAGCAAGUACAGAACAUCAGUCCAGGGAAAACACAGACUGAUUCCAGCUGUGAGGAACUGCAUGAAGGCUGGGUUGAGGGGCUGCAGUUUGUCAGACAUCAGCUGUUCUUCUCUAGCCUCAGCUCUGAAGUCCAACCCCUCCCACCUGAGAGAACUGUACCUGAACGACAACAAUCUGCAGGAUUCAGGAGUGAAGGUGCUGUGUUCUGGACUGAUGAGUCCACACUGUAGACUGGAGACUCUGGGGUGAGUUCACUGACUCUCUGUUACCGUUGUAAAUCUCAGAUGUCUAAUCUACAACUGAACCGCAUUAAUGUUCACACAUCAGUAGAAUCAGUGAUUGUGAAUGAAUGAAUGAAUGUUUCCACUUUUUCUUCUCUCAGAUGUAGAAUUCCGAUCUUUUCCCAGCUGACGUGUUUUUUUCACCACAUUCAUUUUCACGUUAAUCCUGUUUGUUUUCAAAUCUGUCGUUUUCACACCAGUCACUGAAUUUCAACGAGCAGCUUUGACUUUUUCUGACUUCCUUCUCUGACACGUUCACAUGUAACCCAUCAGAAUGAGUGCUGUUGACGAUGUCACAGCUGUGAGCUCCCUCUGCGGUCUGUUGCAUCAAACUAGGAUAAGGGAUUAAGUCGGGCUCUGUCGCGUAUCCUGGUGGGUUAGAGUUAUUGAUUAAUAAUCCAGUGAUAAUAUUGACAUGGGAUGUGCCAUGGCCUAAUCCUAGGAUAAAUAGUUUUCACUAUAACGCAAGUGUCCGAGUAUCCUAAGUGAAGUCAACAUGCUUGUGCUUAUCAGUUUUAUGUCGAGAAGUUUGACCCUGAGUCUGAUUCUCUAGGAGUCAUUGUACUGUGAGUGCCGUAUGCUCAGCUUCACCUCAGGGCGUCGAAAGAAAAAAACUAUUGUCUUAUC
Molecule: messenger RNA, 2672 nt
Organism: Solea senegalensis (Senegalese sole)
Lineage: Eukaryota; Metazoa; Chordata; Actinopteri; Pleuronectiformes; Soleidae
Product: NLR family CARD domain-containing protein 3-like
Exons: 2
Source: RefSeq, a predicted model, not a curated record